AUGACGCGCAUUCAACCACACGAAUACUGCCAUCCUUCGUAUCAUUAUCCCUCACAAAAUUACUUCGGGACAGUACCAUCAGACCUGCGCUCAGGGUUCAGCCUAGCUUCCCAGUCCGUGGUAGUGAGGCAUCCACAUACGACCGAUAACGCAUCACAGAGCAGCCAAGGGACACAUCGAGGGGCAAACCUAAUCAAAAGUGACUCACGUGAAGGAGGCAUCGUCGAAAGCGAUCUAUACUAUGCGCCGAUGCCGGUGGGCGUAGCUCAAACCAGCGAAGGAGUUGGGUCAAGGCUGAUGUCAGGAUCAACCACCAACAGAGGCACGAAGCGCAAUCACAACGGCGACGAUGAGUUCGAUGGUGACACUUCACGGCAGCAUAGACGUCUCACAACCAAAGAAGAAAUAGUGCUGUUUGAGAUCUGCAACCAAAAUGCAGGGACCUUCGGCAGCCGCAGUAAUCUGUGCAAGUGGUGGAUAUCCAUCGCCGCCGAGUUCAAGCGUGUCCAUGAGGGGCGCUCAUACUCGUGGCACUCAGUGCGGCGCAAAGUCGAAAUGGUCACAAGGCAGCGCAUCAAGUUCCUCGAGGACCAGCGACAGCGGGUCUCAAACGCAGCCGGCUCAACGGCCGAGGAAUUGAUGAACCCGCAAUGGCUCGCUGCUGUCGAUGCUUGGCUUCCGACCUGGCAGCGGUGGGAAGAAGCCGAGAAUCGACGCAUUGCAAAGCGCGACGAGCUCAAGAAACGUAGACAGCCGCAGCCCUGGCGGCAGAAUUCUCAAAAUGGAGACCAGGACCCAUGGCGGAACAUGUCUGGGUCAUCUGUUACUAGCCCGACUGAUGUCAAUACCUCAAUUAUGGAUAUGAUGCAUCAGCCUGUCGCGGAUACCGUCGGUGAUACUGCCCUCCCGGCUACCAGCCCUACACCCUCGCCCUCGAUUACUGGUCCUACGCCCCCCGCGCAUUUCCUCGAAUCGCCCUCUACACCUGUCUCCGCGAUCAGCUCACUGAAACUACCACCGGGGUUUGAGAAUAUGUUCUCAACCCCACAAGUCACUGCACCUCUUCCCUCCACACCCCCAAUUCCACAAUCCGACGGCCGUAUAGUCUCAGCCGUCAUCGAAACACUUGGAAAACUCAACAAACACCUAGAGGCCGCAUCCGGGGGCGAUAUAGACGCCAGUGCCGCCUCACCCAUGAUCUCGGCUUUAGUACAAGCUGCCCCAGAACCCCCGGUUCUGGCUUUCCCCCGGCAACCACAGCACUCGCAGGUACAGCCUGCAUUCCACCAACACCAGCACCAACAGUCACGGCCGCAGGAACAAGGUCUCAGUCACAUCCAGAUUGAGCAAAUGAAGCAAGAGCUACGCCAGGAGAUGCAGGCUCAGUUUCGAGGUGAGUUGGAGCGCGAACGUGUUGUGAUGGAAGAAAAAUUGGAUUCUGUGCAGCGGACUCAGGACCUGAUUCUUGAAAUGUUGAGACAAGAGCCUGCUUGA
This is a messenger RNA of Penicillium roqueforti, 1494 nucleotides long. RefSeq lists its product as uncharacterized. The transcript has a single exon. The coding region runs from base 1 to 1494 and encodes 497 amino acids. The record is from RefSeq and is a predicted model, not a curated record. Lineage: Eukaryota; Fungi; Ascomycota; Eurotiomycetes; Eurotiales; Aspergillaceae.